This is a messenger RNA of Xenopus laevis (African clawed frog), 2831 nucleotides long. RefSeq names its product translocase of inner mitochondrial membrane 44 homolog S homeolog (gene timm44.S). The coding region runs from base 527 to 1891 and encodes 454 amino acids. NCBI's taxonomy places the organism in Eukaryota, Metazoa, Chordata, Amphibia, Anura, Pipidae. Gene Ontology annotation, biological process: protein import into mitochondrial matrix. The record is from RefSeq and is a predicted model, not a curated record. Gene Ontology annotation, molecular function: protein-folding chaperone binding. The transcript is spliced from 13 exons. Gene Ontology annotation, cellular component: mitochondrial inner membrane.
GAGGGAACAUUGAGCCUGGCAAUACCCAACAAGCAGAGAACAAUUGCAGUGACACUGCAGAUCCAUUUGUAAUUGCAACUCACAUUUAUUCAUCGCAAUUACCUUUAAUAACCGCAUCGUGAGCACAAUAUCGUUUGACUGCAUAUUUAGAAUUGGGCAAUAGUCCGGCAUUAGAAUUUAUUUGAUAUAACACCAUCGCUUAUAAUAAAUGGGCCGGACGGUGCAAGUUCGUUGAAACCUGCGCUUCUGUAAAUUAAAUGCUUUAAAUUAGCAUCUAUUAUUCCAUUUUGUGCAACAUUUUUUAAUUCGUACAUGGCACUUUCCUUAGUCAGAUGCAAAACCCAAUAAUACCUUACCUAAAUUUGGUAAAAAUUCUCCCCACCCGCAACACUUCACGCGUGCGCAACUUGACAUCCAGAAGAAGGGAAACACAUUCUGCUUCAGUGAGAUCAGAACACUGGUGACGAUAAUCUGUAUGCGUCUGUGACAAGGGAAGGUCAUUCUGUGGGUCAGUUCCUCCUCCAAGAUGGCGGCAGCCUUGUGCUACUCUUACCGGAUGGGCAUUUCCAGCAAAUUAAAAUUGAUAACAACAAGAUAUCCUGUGUCUCUUGUAAAUAAUGGAAGUGUUUAUUGUGUAGGCUGCCCUACCUUGGUUUGCCAACGGGUAAGGAAUAUGCGAUUCUACUCAUCCAAUGGGAGAAGAGGUUUCCUGGGAGGGUUUCUUGACAACAUUAAACAGGAACUGUCAAAAAAUAAGGAAAUGAAAGAGAACAUAAAAAAAUUUCGAGAAGAAGCAAAGAAACUUGAUGAAUCUGAUGCUCUACAACAAGCUCGUAGAAAAUUUAAAACAAUAGAACUGGAAACAAUGAAGACUUCAGAGGUUUUCAAGAAGAAAUUUGGACAGAUAACAGACACGAUGAAAGAGAGUUUGGAUGAAGUUGGCAAGAGUGACCUGGGGCGUAAAAUUAGAGAAGGUGUGGAAGAAGCAGCCAAAACUGCUAAACACUCGGCUGAAUCAGUAACCAAAGGAGGGGAGAAAAUUGGAAAGACUGCUGCCUUCAAAGCAAUCUCUCAGGGUGUGGAGACUGUGAAGAAAGAAUUUGAUGAAAGUGUUCUGGGUCAAACAGGGCCUUACCGUCCUCCUUCCAGGUUGAGGAAAAGGAGUGAAUUUUCAGGUGAUAGGACCAAAGAAGAAAGGAUCUUUGAAGCUAAUGAGGAAGCUAUGGGUGUGGUUUUGCAUAAGGACUCCAAAUGGUAUCAACAGUGGAAAGAUUUCAAGGACAACAAUAUGGUAUUUAAUAGAUUUUUUGAAAUGAAGAUGAAAUAUGAUGAAAGUGACAAUGCAUUUGUUCGAGCAUCACGCACCAUUACAGACAAAGUCAGCGAUCUUAUAGGUGGGCUGUUUUCUAAGACUGAAAUGUCUGAGGUCUUGACCGAGAUACUGAAGGUUGAUCCAAACUUUGACAAGGAUAAGUUCUUAAAACUGUGUGAAAGGGAUAUAAUUCCCAACAUACUGGAGGCCAUGAUAAGAGGGGAUCUUGAUGUGCUUAAGGACUGGUGUUAUGAAGCUACCUAUAGUCAGUUAGCUCAUCCCAUUCAGCAAGCAAAAUCAAUGGGCCUACAGUUUAAUUCCAGGAUCUUGGAUAUAGACAAUAUUGAUCUGGCAAUGGGAAAGAUGAUGGAACAAGGUCCAGUCCUUAUUAUAACAUUUCAGGCACAGCUUGUGAUGGCAAUCACAAAUCAGAGAGGUGACAUAGUAGAAGGAGACCAGGACAAAGUUUUACGAAUGCUGUAUGUGUGGGCUCUCUGCAGAGAUCAAGAUGAACUUAACCCUUAUGCAGCCUGGAGACUCCUAGAUAUAUCAUCAUCUGCAUCCGAACAGAUCCUCUAAAAGCUGCUAUGUGCCUUUUCCUUAUGCAAUAUGGAUUUUGGAAAGGGAAGAAAGGCUGAUGAAAAUGAUGAUUGGGGUUUAAUGCCAAUGCUAGCUGGCUUGAAACAUACUCUAAUUAUUUCUCCAUCUGAGAGAAAGUGCUCUUUACUACCAUAUUGGUUAGAACCAUUUGCGUCACAUAGAAGAUGCAUCUGUGGUUUGUUACUGCCUCUAAAUGUAAAAAAUUAGCAAUGACCGAAGAACACAUUUAGUGACUUUUGACAAGUUUUGAGAAAGGACCAAAGUUUACUAAUGGCUGUGACAUCUGAUGAUCCAAGAGGCUUUUUGUUGGACGAGGUUGCAUCUUUCUUCUUAUUUUCAGAUAUGGCUGAGUGUUCUACAAAUUAGUGCAAGAAUACUUGCAAGGACUUUAAUAUCUUUGUGCUCUAUUUGACAUGCUACACUCUCUUGUGACUGAUAUUCUUUUUUCUGUUAUUAUUGCAAAAGAACAAAAUGUUAUAACAGAAUAGAAAUAUUUUUUAUUUUAACAGUGCAACUUGUAAUAGGCAUGCCUCAUUACUUUCUCCUGCAAGGACAUACUGUGUUUUAAUAAAAUAUUUAUGAAGUUAUUCAGACACAAGUUAAGUCAAAUUUGAAUGGAAGUUGAGCAAACACACUCUUAAAGUACUACUGAACAGUUCUUUUAAAAUGUUUAGGAAUGUGGCAGUAUUACUAAAAUGAAUGGGUGCUAUUUUUUUCUUUACAAAAAUGCCUCCAAACUAACCAUAUCCCAGCGAUCUUUACCAUAGCCAACACUGCUUGAUUUCCCAUGGAUGGGAUGGAGACUGCACAUUCGUAUCUAUUUUAAUAUGACCUGUCGAACAGUGUAUCAAUGCUGUGUGUCAUCUGUCAAUUUUUAAAACUAUUAACUCAUAAAGUGAUUUUCUCAUUUGUUGCAAAA